This is a messenger RNA of Styela clava, 3459 nucleotides long. RefSeq names its product protein LMBR1L-like. Gene Ontology annotation, biological process: signal transduction. Lineage: Eukaryota; Metazoa; Chordata; Ascidiacea; Stolidobranchia; Styelidae. Gene Ontology annotation, molecular function: transmembrane signaling receptor activity. The record is from RefSeq and is a predicted model, not a curated record. Gene Ontology annotation, cellular component: plasma membrane.
UUUAUGUACAUUUUGACAGGCUCUGCAAAAUGAGUAGGUGUCAAUAUAUUAGUAUACAUUUUCAUCUGAUUAAUUUUGAAUCUUGAUAAACGUGCUAUUACUAACAUUUGACAACAUGUUGAUUGACUGGAUAUCUUCAGCAUUCAAUUCUCCUGAAGAGAAUAUCAGCAUUGAGGAAAAAGAAGAAGAAUUUAACAAUGUGGUUCGAGAAAACAUAAUUGGACUUCUAACAUUCAUCGUAUUAUACAUAGCAGCAUAUUGCAUCAUUGUUUUUCUUCACCGGAAAAAAGAGAGAGAUGAAUGGUAUGGUGGAGAGGAUGAGGCAAAGGUUUAUAGGAUAUCUUUGUAUCUUUGUGCCGCCACGUUAGCAGUUUCGAUAUCAGCAAUAUUGAUGUUGCCUAUGUCUAUGAUAGGAAAUGAAAUUGUUCAUCUCUUUCCUGGAAGCUACUGGGUACAAUGGUUGAAUGGAGCAUUGAUUCACAGUUUGUGGGAUUGGACUUAUGCUUUGAGUAAUUUGUCUGUCUUCGUUCUUCUACCUUUCUCAUAUUUCUUCACUGAAUCAGAGGGAUUCACAGGGCAGCGGAAAGGUUUACUGCCAAGGGUUUAUGAAACUGUUACAGUACUGUUAUUACUUGCAGUAUUGGUUUUUGGACUCGCUGUUCUCGCACUCGCAUUCUUUGACAAAGACAAUUCUGGAUUGCAACUCCUCACAAUUGUCGGAGAAUAUUAUUUGCAAUAUCUUUUUUCUUUUCUACUCUGCGCAUUUGUUAUUAUUAUGCUGACGUGCUCGCCAUUCGGUUUUAUUCUAUUGUUUGACAUGGUCGGAAAAUUAUUAGUCAAACCAAAAAUACUCGAAAAUAAUGAAGAACAAAUUAAUGCUGCAAAAUAUGAAGAGGAUACAUUAAAGAGAAAACUGCGCAGUCAUGCAUCAACAUUAAGAUGUAGACAAGAUAGAGAAUCUUUGAAACGACAAAUGGAAGAAGUCAGAACAACAAGGAUGGAAUUAGAAAGAAGACAGAAAGCUUCUGCUUGGGAGAGAAAUUUGGGAUAUCCCCUAACUAUGCUGCUACUCAUUAUUCUCACUGGCCUUGCAUUAUUCUUGGUUGUUAUUCAUAUUCUUGAGCUUGUAUUUAUUGGAGAUAAUGAAUUACAACCGAAGAAUGAGAAGGGAGCUUUUCAUAAAGACUACAGAAGUUAUUCUGCCGAUAAUCAAAAAUUUCAUCAACAAGAAAAAAGUAAACCAUGGGGUUUGUUUUCGAGCGUUCUGAAAGACGAGCAAAAUAAUCAUAUGGCAACGCUUGGUGCGACUUCUUUAUCUGCUUUCGGUAUUGUUGGUACAAUGCUUGAAGUUGCUGUUAUAUUUUAUCUGAUGUUGGCAUCUGUGGUAGGAUUAUAUAAUCUGCCUGGAUUCAAAAAAAUGAGACCACAACGUCAAGACACAUCCAUGACAGGAAUAAUAUUUAACUGCCUUACUAUUCAACUUCUUGGUUCUUCACUGCCAGUACUUUGUAGGAUUCUAGGUAUCACUGAAUUCGUUCUUCAAGGAAGUUAUGGACAAUUUUCAUGGCUCGGAAACUUCUAUGUAGUUUUCUUCUGCAAUCUCGCUUUCGCUGGCUUCACAGCUUUUUGUCUCACAAAGAAAGUAACAACGAAGAUGAGAAACGAACUUUAUAAAGCGUUAGGAGACCAAACUAAAUUCUUAUAUGCAUCCACCCGAGCAGCUCUGAUAUUUCCACUUCGCAAAGCAAGAGAUAAAAAUUUCCUUCAGUUCAUUGAUUUUAUUCAUUCAUGUUAUUUCGUAGAUGGGCUAGACAAAAGACAAUCAUGGACAAGUAGAUGGUCAACAAGCUCAGCUGUGGAGAUCAGCAGCAGUCCAGCACAUUCACCACCUCCCUCACCCAGGAUAUCAUCAAGCAGGAAUAGAGAAAACAUGAAAGAAAAUGGAGCCGUUGUAAUCAAUGAGUCAAGAGGAAAUAACAAAGAUUCUGCGGCAACCACAAGCGGAAUUAUUUUGGAAAAACUCGAAGAAAUAGAUAAACUCACUACAGCUUUGGCAAAUCAUGAUGAGCAUCUUCAUAACACGGCAGUGCCUAAAGAAAAUGGUAUUGCAGGAAGGUGACAUCUUUUAAACCAUGAAGCUGUCGAAGAUUCAAUCCCAUCAUAUUUAACUGAAGCUAUAUAUAAUCAAAUGUAUGUAUGUUCACUGUGCUCACAAAAUAGAUCACUUAGAUACUGCAAAAAUAUUUUCAGAAUUUGGUUUACUUCAGAACGUGAUGCAACUCAUUUUCAUCUUCUUACACUUAGUUUUAUACCAAUUUAUUGAUGGUUAAAGAAAAGUAUGAAAGGCAAAUGGGGAAUCCGUUUCUAGGCAUGUUUUGCACCAUCAUCUAAUUUAUAAUAAUUGAAGCAAUUUUUUAUAAUUUAGCCUGGUGUUAGUAGGUUUGUAUAUUCUACUCACCCACCAUGACUGGUGAAUUUUUAAUGUAAAAAUUGUUUCGUAACCUUUCAUGCUUUUUUUUUAUUAUUCAUGUGCCUUCCAUUCGAUGUCGUUAUUUAUUGCUCGCAAAUAUAAAUGCAAAUAGCCGCCAUUGCCAUUUACGGAUUGAUAUAUACUUUCGGUUACUUUAAAUUUUCCAUAUACAAGCAUGAAUUGUAGAUUGUAUGUAUCCUUGACGAAAGAAAUAGGAGAUUGCAACUGCAAUUUACUAGUUUAUCUAUGAUUGUCUCUGGUUAUCUACGAUUUAAAUCCUUUCGCACACCUACUUACUAUCUAUUUCUGUAAUAUUUCGUUAACUUCUUCAGACCAAGCAUAUUUUAAAUACUGCAUGUUUGAUGCAUACAAAUUCACAUGCACUUGGGGAUAAGUAGUCUUGCAGAAGCUAAGAUGUAUUAUGCGCAUUUCAAAAUAAACUUCAUAUCAAUUUCUUGGGAACCCUACCAGUGUUGCUGUUGUUUUUGGGUUUUCUUUUAUCGCAGUCUAUGUUAAUAAUUUGGUUGUUGGGUUGCUUUGUUUUGUUGUAUAUUGCAUUUUAUAAUCUACACUGUGCAGUUUCAUUGUUUUCCAUUCCCAUUACAUCUAGUUUUUUUCUGCAUGGCCUAUAUUAUUUGUUAAAAUUUUAAUGUUAUAUAUACUAUUAUGAUAUAUCAUACGAAAGCAGACAGGUACAUUAUAUACAUUUUCGUUUCUUUUUUCACAAAUAAGUUGGAUUUCUAUUACUUCAGAUAUGUGGUUCUUGAAUUAGCAUAUUUCUCAACUUGAAUUUGCACGUUUUUUAAUUGUAUUGGGAAAUGGCAUAUUAAUACUAUUUGCCCUCUGGAAAUGCAAAAAGCCUGUAUAAAAAUAUAACUUUAUAUUGGAACUGUCACUGAAGCAGACAGAGAACACCAACCAAACCACACUUUCAACACAUUAUCUUCAAUAAUUUGUAUGUUUUCAAUUACAUUUGAUUUCAACAAUAA